Molecule: messenger RNA, 3790 nt
Organism: Hypomesus transpacificus
Lineage: Eukaryota; Metazoa; Chordata; Actinopteri; Osmeriformes; Osmeridae
Gene: ampd3b
Product: adenosine monophosphate deaminase 3b
Exons: 15
Coding region: 788-3118 (776 amino acids)
Biological process (GO): IMP salvage; AMP metabolic process
Cellular component (GO): cytosol
Molecular function (GO): AMP deaminase activity
Source: RefSeq, a predicted model, not a curated record
CCUGAGAGCCAGUUGUGACAUACCGACUUAGAUCAGCAGGCCAAGUUGCCAGGACUCUCCCGCACCCUAAAAUAGAGGGGGAGAGACAUUCUCCAGACAGCAACAACUAGCAGCUGCUUCAUACUGUACAUACACAGAACUGAAUAAACAACAGCAGAAAGGUUGAAAGAGAAAAACAACAGUGAGAGGAAAUCACUAAGAAGCAAAUAAAGACAAGGGACACCCAGACAGACUGUAGUUUGUUAAACACUUGAGAGAGCCUUGAGAGAGUCGAAAGAGUUGAGAAGGGACAGCCGAUCAGAAGAGUCAGUCAAACUGGAAAGACUCGACAAAGACUGACCUGGACAAUAACAAUAAGGUAGAAAAGAUUCUACAAAGAGCCAGAAGGCCAAACCCAGAGUCUGAGACCGAAGCAGAAAGCCGUCUUGAGUAUCACAGCAUUGACUGAGGAAGUCAAAACGAGACAGUCAGAUUCACUGCCGAGACUGAGGACUGCAGUGCUGGAAAUAGUGACUCACCAAACUAGUGGUCGAAGGCCAGGCAUGGCCAAAAUAACGGCUGAAGGUAGGCGAGAGGUUGAGCUGCCCGACUGACGAUGGUGUUGCCUGCUGACAAUGCGAGAGUUGUAUAAUGUCAAUUAUGUGUGAUUGUGAGGGUCAGUGAAUACCAAAGGCUUAGGGCACAUUUAGGGUCAGGUUGUAGUGGAUGGGGCUUUUCGUGAAAGAGAAAAAGACUGAACUGACAAAAGCCAAAUAGGUAGUGCUGAAAAGGGGCAUUCUCAGAGGACAUGAAGAUACGGCUAACAAUGAGAUGGGAGAUGCCCCGCCUUUUCCCCAAACUCUCGCUGUGCGAGGUGGAUGAGAAUGUGCGCCGGAUUGCGGAGAAGGUGUACGCAAGUGCCCUGAAGGAGGAGGACUCCAAAGAUGUCCUCUCCAUGUACACCGUGCCUGAAGACUGUCCCAUCGGCUUUCAGCAGGACCGGGAGAGGGAACUCCUCAAGGAGAUGGCCGAGCAGUCAGAAGAAACCGUCAAAAGGAAGAAGAGUUUCAGGAUGAUGAGAUCGCAGUCGGUGUCUCAGGCGUUCCCUCCCGUCAGUGCAGAGUGGGCCCUCUCUGUGGUGGCUCCUCUGUCUCCCACGUCACCUGUACCAGCGCCGCCAGACAACCUCAUCGAUUUCCAGAGGGUCACCAUCAGUGGAGAUUAUUGUGCCGGGAUCACAGUGGAGGACUAUGAGCAGGCAGCUAAGAGCCUGUUGAAGGCUCUGUUCAUCAGGGAGAAGUACUCCAGACUGGCCUACCACCGCUUUCCCAGGACCGUAGCCCAGUUCCUUCGCAGCUCAGAGAAUGAGAAGUGGAAGGAGGAGGACGAGGUCAUGCCAGACGUGUGCCCGUGUCCGCGCGAGGGCGAGGACCCCUACAGCCUGGAGGGCAUCCCCGACGACCUGGACUACGUGCUGCAGAUGAAGGACGGCAUCGUCAACGUGUACGACGACGCCGAGGCCCUGAGGCAGCAGCGGCCGCGCAGCCUGCCCUACCCCGACAUAGAGACCUUCGCCAUCGACAUGAGCCACGUCCUCGCCAUGAUCGCCGACGGCCCCACGAAGACCUACUGCCACAGACGUCUGAACUUUCUGGACUCGAAGUUCUACCUCCAUGAGAUGAUGAACGAAAUGGCAGAGAUGAAAGAGCUGAAGAGCGUAGCGCAUAGGGACUUCUACAAUGUCAGGAAGGUAGACACACACAUCCACGCAGCCGCUUGCAUGAACCAGAAACAUCUGCUCAAGUUCAUCAAAACCACCUACCAGACCGAGGCAGACCGUGUGGUCCUGGAGAAGGGCGGGAAGAAGAUCACCCUCAAAGAGGUGUUCGACACCUUGAAAAUGGACCCCUAUGACCUCACUGUGGACUCUCUGGACGUCCAUGCAGGAAGACAGACGUUCCAUCGCUUUGACAAGUUCAACUCCAAAUACAACCCUGUAGGGGCCAGUGAACUUCGAGAGAUUUACAUCAAAUCAGACAACUACAUCCAAGGAGAAUAUUUUGCACGUCUCAUCAAGGAAGUGGCACACGAGUUGGAGGAGAGUAAGUACCAGCACGCUGAGCCUCGCUUGUCCAUCUACGGCCGCUCUGCUGACGAAUGGGAGAACCUGGCCUCCUGGUUCAUCCAGCACAAGGUGCACUCCACCAACAUGCAGUGGAUCAUCCAAGUGCCCAGGAUCUAUGAUAUUUUCAGGUCAAAGAAAAUAGUUCCCAACUUUGCCAAGAUUCUGGAGAACAUCUUCCUUCCCCUGUUUGAGGCCACGGUCAAUCCACACAAGCACAAGCAAAUCCACAUCUUCCUAAAAUAUGUGACAGGCUUUGACAGCGUGGACGAUGAGUCCAAGCACAGCGACCAUAUGUUCUCCUACAAGAGCCCCAAGCCUGAGGAGUGGACCACCGAUGACAACCCACCCUAUACCUACUAUCUCUUUCACAUGUACGCCAACAUCAUGGUGCUUAACAACCUGCGCAAGGAGAGAGGGCUGAGCACCUUCCAGUUCCGCCCUCACUGCGGCGAGGCUGGUUCCAUCACCCACCUGGUCUCCGCCUUUCUCACGGCUGACAACAUCUCCCAUGGCCUCAACCUGAAGAAGAGUCCGGUGUUGCAGUACCUGUACUACCUGGCCCAGGUGCCCAUCGCCAUGUCUCCCCUCAGCAACAACAGCCUCUUCCUGGAGUACUCCAAGAACCCCCUUAAAGAGUUCCUGCACAAGGGCCUAUGUGUGUCGCUUUCCACUGAUGACCCCAUGCAGUUCCACUACACCAAGGAGGCUCUGAUGGAGGAAUAUGCCAUUGCAGCCCAGCUGUGGAAACUGAGUACCUGUGAUGUGUGUGAGAUUGCCAGGAACAGUGUGCUGCAGAGUGGCCUAUCUCACCAGGAAAAGAAACACUUCCUUGGUCCAAACUACCUGAAGGAUGGACCAGAUGGCAACGAUAUCCGUAGGACAAAUGUGGCGCAAAUACGAUUGGCAUACCGCCACGAGACUCUGUGCAAUGAGCUCAGCUUCCUGGUGGAAGCAGUGAAGACGGAGGCCACCACCGCACUGGCCAUGUCACAGCCUGUGUCACAGAAACAGUAGUUUAAACAUGUCGAGCUCUGGGAUCCUGUUAUGAUCCUCUCAACAUGUGUCCUUCCUCCCCUCUGUUAGGUCAAUCUGAUCAAGCAUGAUUGGAAAGGUGCAAAAAAAUGCUGAGCUGAGAUGUUGGCAACUACCAUUAGAUCCGCUAUUAUCCCCCAGGAAGUGGGAUUUUGGACAAAUGGAAAGAGCACUAUAUUAAAUAAGGAUGUGUAGACCAAACUGAAACAAACUGCAUGUAAACAAAUUGUCCUGUCUGGGCAUCCAUUUAACUGGUUUUAUCAGGAGCAUGCACUACCAGUUAGCUUCUGUUCUCCUGUAAAAUAUUAUUUCAGAAGCUGGUAUUGUUAGCAUGUUUACUGGGCUGGUGAAUGGGAAGUCAAUAUACUGAAUUGUAAUGAGACACUGCUCCCUUCAGCCUGUCCUUUAAGCACAUGGUGGGUUGAGUGUCCAUUUAUGUGUGGGAAUUGAGAUUUUAGCUUGGUCAUUACAUGGGCAUGUAUGGAUCUUUUAAAGAGAGCAUAUAGGGAAAUAGCUCAACCAGCCUUUAACCGUUGAAAUGAUUCACUGUCCCAAAGUAUGCCAUGUUUAAAUGUUUACAUCUUCACUUUAUUAUAUUUAGGAUGAACAGGGCUGUUGCAUUUUUUUAUAUACAAUAAAUUGGAAACUAAGAAA